GCAUACGGCACAAAGUUCAGUCGGAUGAGGUCCGUCUGCCUCGACGUCUUCGUCUAAACAUGUUAUUUUAUGUAUUUAUAUGUAUGUUUACGUUAUUGUCGGCGUAACGCAGUGAUCAGAAAGCCGCUGCCGCACUUUAGGAGGAAAACCUUGUACUUCCUCGAGUUUACGGGUCGCAUGCGGGAAGUAGGCGUGAGGUUCGCCUUUUUGACACUGGUGCGUUGUUAAGCUGCGGUCAAUCCAGAGCCAUGGACUCGGACACAGAGGUGGAAAGGAUAUUAGAGCCUGGGGCUGAGGAAGAGGAGGAGAGGAAGAAGUGGGAACGACCUCCCUCCAGCUAUGGCUCAAUGAGGAGCGACAGUGAGGAGGAGGAAGAGCCUGCUGAGACCAGCUCCUCCCCGGUUGUCUUUGCACUACCUGAAGUACCUGUUGCUCAUGGAGACACAGGGUUGCAGCUGAUUCGCUCUGAGUCUCCAGAGACCCUCUACACAGCAACCACACAGCAGACCAAACCAAUAGGAGCCUGCGUCAUAGACACCAGGUCCUUUAAUGAGCUGGAGGAUUUGGAGGAAGUGGAGGGAGAGGAGGAAGACAAUUAUUUGGUGGUGGACUCCCCGGAGCCGCCUUCUCCCGUGGAGCCAGAUGACACUAUGGAGACCGAGGAUGAGGACGCCCAGCCAGGCAGGAAGCACUCGGAACAGGAGCUGCCCUAUAUAUUCAAGAACAUCCAGAGUGCUCUGUCGGUGCUCAGCGCGGAUGAGCUAAUCACGUUUAGGUUGUGGUUUUUUCAUUGUAAGAAAGAUGUCACCAGUUCACACGUGAUGGAGGGUGACAUUCUCGACCUGGUGGACAAGAUGAUAGAGGUCACGGGAGCAGAUAAUGCCCUGUGGGAAACUAUUGGUUGUUUGCAACACAUCAAUAAAGAGCAGGAGGCAGAGGAACUGGAGAACAAAUGCAAGAGAGCUGUGGUUCGCUUUCAUCUGAAGCAGCACUUAAUCAGAAAACACGAUGUCAUCUAUGAGGGGAUCCCCGAGCCAGGAAAGCAGCAGCACCUGAACACCAUCUACGUCGAGCCCCAGAUUUCUCUCAGCGGUUAUGGAGGGAUUGAUCCCUACCAUGAGAUCCGACCACAUCCGCCCUCGCCUCCCCGCGUCCCCAGCCCCGACACCUUUGUUAGUGUGGACGAACUGUUCCGUCUGCGUAAAGACGACGGCCAGCGGGUGAAGACAGUGCUGACCACUGGGAUCCCGGGAAUUGGCUUGUCUGUGACUGUGGGGAAGUUCUCCUUGGACUGGGCAAAGGAAAAAGCAAAUAAGGACCUGCAGUUUGUGAUCCAGCUCUCUUUCAAAAGCCUGUGGUCGCUCCGCACCCACCACCUUCCUUCCUCAAAGAAAAUGACCAUGAUGGAGGUGAUAGAGUAUCAUCACCAUGAGUGCAAAAACACAAAAUUCCUGGAGGAACCUGACUGUAGAUUUCUCUUCAUAAUGGACUCAUUUGAUCGUUACCAAGCUCCUCUGGACUGGGAGAAUUCUCCAGUGGUGACCAACAUUUACGAACCAGCACAUCCGGACGUCCUGAUUGUCAAUCUCAUCCGAGGCAAUCUGCUUCCCGCUGCUCGCAUCUGGAUCCUGGGGAGACGGGCAGCAGUCUCAAAUAUUCCUGCUAGAUUCAUAGACACAGUCACAGAGAUACAGGGCUUCAGUGAUGAAAUGAAAGAUGACUACCUGAGCCGGCGCUAUGAAAAUGCACAGCUUGCAGCAAAUAUAGUGGCGCAUUACAAGCGCACACCCUCGCUCAAAAUGCUCUGUCGCCAGCCCUUUGUCUGCUGGAUGGUGGCCACCGUGUUUGAGCGCGGUUACCGCUACCAGAACUACGGAGUGAACCCCCCCAAGCUCACACCCUUCUACCUCCACAUCAUGAUCAUCCAGACGAACCGCAAGCUGCAGCACUACUACGAAAAACAGGAAAACGACCUGAAAUGGUCCGAUGAUGACAAGCACGUGAUAACAAAGAUGGGGAAGAUGGCCCUAAAGAUGCUGGAGAAGAACAUCAGUGUGUUCUCUGAAGAUGACCUCAGAGAGCAUGGCCUGAAGCUGAAGGAGGUGGCUGUGUUCUCCGGCCUCUGCACCGAGCUCCCCACCGCCGCCUCGAAGGACAGGAAGUUCUGCUUCAUACACUUCAGCUUUCAGGAGUUCAUGGCCGCCCUCUACGUCUUCCUGAUGCUGCGCAUAGAUGGAAAGAACAUUCUGGGUCACUCCAGCUUCCUGCACAUGCCGAAGCUCCUCGUCAAGGAUCAGUCCAAGGCAGCAGUGAGCAUGGUCCACAGCGCCAUAGGACGGACCCUCAGCUCCCCGCUGGGCCACUACGACAUGUUCCUGCGCUUCCUAUGUGGCAUGCUUUGCCAGACAAACCAUGACAAUUUGUUGAGGGGGAACCUCCUCCGCCCCCGCCUCCCGCCCGUGGGUGGACUGAAGGAGGUGGAGCGGCUGCUGGAGAAGACGAUCGACACGGCCCCAGCAGACCGGGUGGAAAACCUGAAGGAGUGCCUCAGAGAACUGAUCCAGGAGGAUGACUAAGUUGGAGAUACUUGAGUUCAAGGAAGGAAAAGGAGGUUUACAGUCUGUCGUGGUAAUCAUCUUUGGUCACAGCUGUGAUUGUUGCCAUCAAUCUUUAGAUUGUGCCGUUAUGGAAGUGAGCUUUGUUUGAUGUGUUGAUAGAACAUGCGACAAGUAAAGUUUGAAUUACAGAACUAAGGUGGCUGGUCUUUUACGGAUAUCUUCAUGUUCCUGCCCUGUCAAAGAAUAGAUAAGUAAUUGAGUGAGACUCCGUUCUACAGACUUGCUCAGUCAAACAUCAAGUUUCUCCGUUUCACACAUUAGAUUUAUGAUCAUUUAAAUGACAGCAUCAGACAUUUAUUGGCAGUCAUCUUACCAUUGCACUGGACAAGUAAAAAUGACCACUAUGCAUUACACAGUACUCUAACUAAAUAUAUUGUGCUGUAUAUUGAUGUUUACUUGCCUUGUGAAAUAACAAUGGAAAUAAUACGGAAAAAAUAAAAAAUGUCUGCCAGAUGACGGCAGGCAUGUAGAUUAUGUGUGUAUUUCCCAUGGGAGUGGUAAGAAAACAAAACGUGGAAUUCUCCCUUAAUUCACUUUAUUGAACACUUUUGAGGCUGAUACUGAGUGACAUGGGGGUCUGGAGAAGGAGGUUUGAUGAGACUAAGAGACAUUACAAAUAGGAAUCUGAUUUUGUGGACACGUUCAAAUUUGUAGACACACACACUUCAGCUUCACACAGAAUUGUAGACAGAAGUCCCACAAAUCAACCCAGUGCCAAACUGAAAGGAGAAGAAACCUAAAGAACACACAGGCUGGCUUGGAGGGUGUCUGAUGCAAUCUGUAACCUCUCAAAAAAAAAAAAAAAAAAAAAAAAAAAAAAAAAAAUAGAG
Messenger RNA from Myripristis murdjan (pinecone soldierfish), 3448 nucleotides. It is a transcript of the gene nlrc3l, whose product is annotated as NLR family, CARD domain containing 3-like. Lineage: Eukaryota; Metazoa; Chordata; Actinopteri; Holocentriformes; Holocentridae. The coding region runs from base 249 to 2576 and encodes 775 amino acids. The transcript is spliced from 12 exons. The record is from RefSeq and is a predicted model, not a curated record.